UGUGGAAAACCACUACGCACUGUAUCAUACAUUGUUGACCUAAUGACAAGUGUUGCACAAUCUAGACAAUGUCGCUUAAGCUUUUGCGGCGUUACUAAAAUUGUAAUCGUGGAAAUUUCCAGAAGCACCUGGAAUUUAAUUACACAUUUUCUCCUAGUAACGUAAUGGAUCACAAUUACAUAUAUUUUAUAAUUAAGGGGGGGGGGGGGGGGGGGUCAAAUUUGUAAGAUAGAUAGAUAAAAAGUUGAUUCAUCCACAAGGCAAAUUCACUGUUUCAGCAGUUUGCACAAGAAAAAAAAACAAAAAACAAUGGAAAGCAGGCAAGGUAGCUUAGUUUACUUCUAAUAUUACAAAUGUGAAAAAUAUUAAACAUAGGAUCUAUAUACGUUAUUUGAAUGUGCAUACAUACAAUCGAGGUCAUGAUUCCAGUGUGAUCUGAAGGUCUGGAAUAAGGAAUAAUAAAUCUUCGUAAACCAAUGAAAUGACACGUCGGUACCGUGAACCAAGGAUCCUUUUGUCCUCUGCAAGAUCCUUCCUGUAUUCUCAUUCAACUCCCAGCAAGGGCAUGAGAGAGAGGGAGGGAGGGUCUGCACGCCCACCCCCGCCCCCACCCGAGCAGGAGAGUCAGCAGAAAAGAAAAGAGCAUCCCGCCGAUGGAACAUUACCACCAUGAAACGGCUGCAAUAUGGAGCGUAGUGCUCGUGCAUCCGUGGUGAUUUUUUUUGUUUGUUUUUUUUCCAAGUGAGGGGGGUAUGCGCCUGCUGUUGGUGGGGGUGUAGUUUUUGUUGUUGUCGGUGCAACCCGAGUGACGGUGGCAGCUGAGGACGAGGCAGAGGAAUCCCCACGUGGGCGCCUGAUCUGGUCUGGGGGGUCAACGUGAGGAGAGCGCAUAGCUCGGAUAAGCAGACGAGCACGAAGGGCGCAGCCGAGCUAAAAAGCUGCAAAGCCAUAUAAACGAACAAAGAGGGCUUGAAAUGCGGGAGAGCCAUGUUGUCCAGAAAGGGGCUCAUUCCGGAGGACUACCUGCUGACGCGCUUGGCCGAGGACGUCCAACAGCCCAAGUUCAAAUCGAAAGCAAGGAAAGCCCGCUUCGUGGCCAAGAACGGCGCCUGCAAUGUGGCGCACACCAACAUCCGCGAGCAGGGUCGCUUCCUGCAGGACGUCUUCACCACUCUGGUGGACCUGAAAUGGCUCCACACGCUCAUCAUCUUCACCAUGUCGUUCCUGUGCAGCUGGCUUCUGUUCGGGAUGGUCUGGUGGCUCAUCGCCUUCGCGCACGGCGACUUGGACCGGCGGGCGGGCGACUCGGCGCCGUGCGUCACGGACAUCCACUCCUUCUCCUCCGCCUUCCUCUUCUCCAUCGAGGUGCAGGUGACCAUCGGCUUCGGGGCGAGGAUGGUGACGGAGGAGUGCUUGUCCGCCAUCGUCGUCCUGAUCGUGCAGAACAUCGUGGGGCUGGUCAUCAACGCCAUCAUGCUGGGCUGCAUCUUCAUGAAGACGGCGCAGGCGCACAGGCGCGCCGAGACGCUCAUCUUCAGCAAGCACGCCGUCAUUUCGGUGCGGAACAACAAACUCUGCUUCAUGGUGCGAAUCGGCGACCUGAGGAAGAGCAUGAUCAUCAGCGCCACCGUGCGGAUGCAGGUGGUCAGGAGAAGCACCACCGAGGAGGGCGAGGUGGUGCCCCUGGACCAGAUCGACAUCCACAUGGAUAACCCGGUGGGCACCAACGGGGUCUUCCUGGUGUCCCCGCUCAUCAUCUGCCACGUCAUCGACAAGGACAGUCCCCUGUACGGCACGUCCGCCGCGGACCUGCAGCACGACGACGUGGAGGUCGUCGUGGUCCUGGAGGGCGUGGUGGAGACCACCGGCAUCACCACGCAAGCCAGGACCUCCUACGUGUCCGAGGAGAUCCUGUGGGGCCAGCGGUUCGUGCCCACCGUGUCCGAGGAGGACGGCAUGUACGCGGUGGACUACUCCAAGUUCGGCAACACGCAGAAGGUUCCCACGCCGUGCUGCAGUGCCGAGAAAAUGGACGAGGCGGGCGGCAUAGCGAGGUUUAAAGUCAACGAGGGCGUCAACUUGCGGCCGUCGGCGAGGAGGCGGCGGGGGGCCAGCGUGGCCCGGCGCUCCAGGUUGGAGAGCCGAUGACAAUUGAACCUCAUCCGAAC
Molecule: messenger RNA, 2168 nt
Organism: Phyllopteryx taeniolatus (common seadragon)
Lineage: Eukaryota; Metazoa; Chordata; Actinopteri; Syngnathiformes; Syngnathidae
Gene: kcnj11
Product: potassium inwardly rectifying channel subfamily J member 11
Exons: 1
Coding region: 988-2148 (386 amino acids)
Biological process (GO): regulation of monoatomic ion transmembrane transport; potassium ion import across plasma membrane
Cellular component (GO): plasma membrane
Molecular function (GO): ATP-activated inward rectifier potassium channel activity
Source: RefSeq, a predicted model, not a curated record